This is a messenger RNA of Blumeria graminis f. sp. triticale, 957 nucleotides long. The record is from the annotation of a GenBank genome assembly. NCBI's taxonomy places the organism in Eukaryota, Fungi, Ascomycota, Leotiomycetes, Helotiales, Erysiphaceae.
AUGCGAAUUCUACGUACCAUAAAAAAUACAAGGUAUCAAUCAGAUCUUAGGAAUAAAAAGCUAUACUUUGCACUGGUCAUUCAUCGAUAUCAACAUGUCUCAACUAGAAUCACUCAGACCCGCUCACAAGUUAAUGGUCCACUAAGUACAUUGCCAACCUCUUUAGAUCUUCCAACUCGAAAGACCGAUCAAAAUAUUAUCUAUCACCUAUUUUCCAUUGGCAAAGCAUAUCUUCAUUUUUACAAAUCCGGAAUGAAAAAUAUCUAUUAUAACUAUAAAGCGUCUCAACCCAUUAAAGAACUCAUUGAUUCCAAAUAUGGUGGCUCAGUUGAAGCAGCAGCCACAGCCAAUGCGAUUACUCGCCAUGAUUUCCUGCUUGUUAUGCGCAACUGGCACGACAUUCAGCGUGUGCCGGCAUUCGGGCUCAUGUUUGUAAUUUUCGGGGAAUUUACACCUUUGGUAGUGAUGGCUAUUAGCGGAAUUGUACCCUGGACUUGUCGAGUCCCGGCGCAGAUUAAAAAUGACAGGAUGAAAUUGGAACAGAUGCGGCAGAGAGCUUUUCGCCAACUAGCUAACAUUUCUUCAGAUAAAUUGACAUCAAGUAUAGGGAAUCGAAGGAAGCUAUCUCAUAUAAGUAAGAGUCUUGGUUUGAGUUCACAAUUGUGGGAUUGGAUUGGUGGGACUCCAAGCGCUAUUCUCCAAAGGAAAGUCUCAAAAAAACUGGAGCAUCUGAAACUUGAUGAUAAUUUGAUCGUGGUGGCUGGGGGUGUCGAAGAGAUGAGUGUUGAGGAAGUUGAAAUGGCACUGGUGGACAGAGGCAUCGAUACAAUAGGCAAGAAUGAGAUUCAGUUGAAACAUGAUCUAAACUUGUGGCUCCAGAUGAGGAAAAAUGUGCCAAUGGAGAGACUUUUACUCGUGCGUCCGUCCGAUUGGCCUGUCGUGACGGCGCCAACAUAA